Hyphopichia burtonii NRRL Y-1933 is the source of this 2153-nucleotide messenger RNA. It is a transcript of the gene PLB4.5, whose product is annotated as Plb4.5p. Gene Ontology annotation, cellular component: intracellular membrane-bounded organelle; extracellular region; plasma membrane. The coding region runs from base 112 to 2073 and encodes 653 amino acids. The record is from RefSeq and is a predicted model, not a curated record. Gene Ontology annotation, biological process: glycerophospholipid catabolic process. The transcript has a single exon. Lineage: Eukaryota; Fungi; Ascomycota; Pichiomycetes; Serinales; Debaryomycetaceae. Gene Ontology annotation, molecular function: A2-type glycerophospholipase activity.
UGAAAGUUCACUUGCAGCUAUUCGUAUAGUCAAGCCAAUAUAUAUAUCUUGAAGCCUUGAUAGUUUUUGAAAAAGUUGAAGACUACGAGAUUACAGCAAAAUAGACUUCGUAUGAUGAACGUAUUAUUGAUUCAUCUUUUGCUUUUAGCAUUGAUAAACGUUACACAAGCGUGGUCCCCUACAGGCAGUUAUGCACCAGGGAAAGUUCAAUGCCCCUCGAACCAUGAUUUACUAAGAGAAGGAGAUUCCAUAUCUUCUGAAGAGAAGGAUUGGGUUAAGGCCAGACAUGAAAAGACCGACAAGGCUUUGAUUGAAUACUUGAAUAGUUCCAACUUGACUGAUUUUGAUGCAAAGAAAUUCAUUAGAAAUGCUACUAGGUCUCCUAAUAUUGCACUUGCAUUUAGUGGAGGUGGUUAUAGGGCCAUGUUGAGUGGAGCAGGCCAAUUUGCAGCAUUAGAUAACAGAACUGUUGGAGUCGAUGAAACCAAUGGGUUGGGAGGAAUAUUUCAAAGUUCCACCUACUUGGCUGGAUUACUGGGUGGUGGAUGGUUAGUGGGAUCAUUAGCGAUGCAAGAUUUUCCUAGUGUUGAUGAAAUUGUAUUAGAAAACCCAAAUGAUCUUUGGAACCUUACUGAAACAAAACAGAUUAUAACAAAAGUAUCAGUGAUACGCAAUUUAGUACCAGCUUUAUGGGGUAACAUUCAAAAUUUUUUCAAAGCUGUUAAUGGAUAUAAUGGUAAAAAUGGAAUUGGCCAAGAACUUCAAGAAAAGGAGGAUGCUGGAUUCAAUACAACGAUAACUGAUAUCUGGGGUAGAGCUUUGGCCAGACAAUUACUUCCAAAGGGGAAAGAUAAUUAUAUGAAUGCAUCUACAUGGUCAGAUAUAAGAAACAACACUGGCUUCAAGAACCAUAAUUAUCCAUUCCCAAUGGUUACAGCACUAGUUAGAUUUUCCAAAAGUAAAGCAUAUAAUUCAAGUCUGCCGGUUGUUGAAUUCAAUCCUUUCGAGAUUGGAUCAUUUGAUUAUUCAUUGAAUUCAUUUUUCGAUACUCAAUAUUUAGGUACAGAAGUUAAUAACGGUAAGCCGGUCAAAAAUAGUACAUGUGUCAAGGGUUUUGAUAACGCCUCUUUCAUUCUUGGAACCACCUCUUCAUUAUUUAAUGAUUUUUUAAACAGUUUAGUUUGUGAUGAUUGUCAUUCGGUUAAUUUUUUCCUAAAAAUGAUUUUGAGACGGGUUUUAACUAAAUUAUCGAAUGCUUAUUAUGAUAUAGCGGUGUUCAAGCCCAAUCCAUUUUACAAAUCUCGCUAUGCAAAAAAUGAAGAAAUCGUUAAUAAUUCCACCUUAUACUUAAUCGAUGGAGGUCUUGCCGAUGAAUCACUCCCCUUAUCUAAUUUAAUGACCAAAGAGAGAAAAUUAGAUGCUGUAUUUGCCCUCGAUAAUUCUGAAAAUUGGCCAAAUGGGAAAUCAAUCAUCAAAACGUACGAACGUCAAUUCUUGGAUGAAGAUGAUAAGACUGUUUGUCCCUAUGUACCGGGCGAAUCAUCAUUCCAACAUUUUAAUUUAACUGCAAAACCAACAUUUUUCGGGUGUGAUGCUAAAAACAUGACCGAUUUGGCAAAAGACGGGGUUGUUCCACCGAUUGUCAUCUACUUAGCCAAUAGGCCAUUUGAAUUCUGGUCAAAUACAUCACUUCUUGGGUUAAAAUACUCGGACCCCCAAAAGAAAGCCAUGAUUCGUAAUGGUAUAGAUGUCACUUCCAGGUUAAAUCAUACCCUUGACUCGGAAUGGCAGGCAUGCGUCGGCUGUGCCUUGAUAAGAAGAGAACAAGAACGUCAAGGCAUCAAGCAAUCAGAACAAUGUGAACGUUGUUUUGCUGACUAUUGCUGGGAUGGCUCCACGUUUGAGGUUGAAGGUGACUACUUUCCAAACGUCAACUUCACCAAGACCGGAUUAACCAACGAUAGUAUGCAUUUAUGGGACACCAAGCCGGGCACAUCUACAAAUGUCUCUUCCAUCUCAGUUCUUUCUUACCUUGGAUUUAAAAAGAGACAAUUAUUUGACUUGUUUAGUUGAUUUAAUUCUGUAAAUACUUUGCACUGAUACCCAAUAUCUACUACACUUUAAAAUAUAAUGAUUUGUAUAAUAUAAUGUUC